GUUUUUAUUUUUCGAUCGCCCGGCUCUUGCAACAAUGGCCAACGGCAGUGCUGCGUCGCCGGAUGGGUUCCCGACCAAGUGCAAGGACUGGAAGCACCUCGAUGAGGAGCUCGAGCGCUACAUGCACAAGACCAACUCGUGCUUCGUGGCCAAGCGGACGCAGAAGAUGCAGUCAUACCUCAACCAGAUGGACAAGAAGCGCAAUGGCCGCGAGAAGACGCGGUCCCGGCGCUUCUUCCAGAGCGCGACGAUCGCGCUGCCCGAGUACCGGCGGAAGGAGUUCAUGUGCGUCGAGGGCGAAAAGUCGCAUGCGACGUCAGGCGACAAGUGCCCAUUCCGCUUUAUCGCGCAGACCGAGUGGGACGCGAAGCGCAAGGAGUACUCGAUCCAGAUCGCCCAGAAGAACCUCGUGCACAACCACGAGCUCUCGGCCGAGGCGUGGCGACGAUACCCGUCCGUGAAGCGCAUGCUCUGGGACGAGUCGUGCCAAUACCUCUUGGAGAUCACGCACGCGGUCAAAGGCUCGCGCUCGGAGCUCUUCAAGCUCAUUGAGAAGAAGCAUCCUGGCGUGUUUACCAUGAAGGACAUCCACAACCGGUUCAGCGCCUUGACGCAAGCGGCGAACGCGGCGAAUGCGCCCAACCCGGAAUCGGGCGAGACGAUGGAAAUCCCCAUGCCGUCGUCGGUGCACGCCGGCAUGACGGAGGCGCAGCUGCUGCAAGCGGCCAACAACGAGCUCGUCCAGCAGCAGCUGGCGCAACAGCAAUCGUCGGCGCACGCGCUCGUGGACCAGCAACUGCUCGAGAACAACGCGAUGGCUGCGACCCAGCUCAUCCAGGCGCUCAACGGCACGGACGCCGACAACCACAAGUACGAUAUGCCCGCCGGCAGCGAGAACCACCACUUGAUGUCGGAAUCACUGCACGGCAGCGACGCCCAUCUGAUGGUCCAAGCCAUGGAGGACGACGACGACGACGACGCCUUGCCCCACGACCCGACGACGCAGCUUUCCAUUUAAGAAGCCGGCGCUUUUGACUUUUCCAUCCCGCGCGGCCGCUGAAUGCCAAUCUUAUUCUUACGUAGCCACCAUCUCAACCUCUCGAUCGCAAUGGGGAAUGGGGAAAUGCA
Messenger RNA from Saprolegnia parasitica CBS 223.65, 1128 nucleotides. RefSeq lists its product as hypothetical. NCBI's taxonomy places the organism in Eukaryota, Oomycota, Saprolegniomycetes, Saprolegniales, Saprolegniaceae. The record is from RefSeq and is a predicted model, not a curated record. The coding region runs from base 35 to 1018 and encodes 327 amino acids. The transcript has 2 exons.